Molecule: messenger RNA, 2283 nt
Organism: Cylindrotheca closterium
Lineage: Eukaryota; Bacillariophyta; Bacillariophyceae; Bacillariales; Bacillariaceae
Source: the annotation of a GenBank genome assembly
GAUCACGUACCUGUGCACCUUGAGGUGACUACCUCUGAUCAUGUGUACUUCUGGUCCCGAAAUCCGGAGGACAAAGGUUCAAAACCUCAUGGCUUGCACAACGGUCACUUCAAGGCAGCGGCCCAGUCACCAGUUAUUGCCUCUUGCGACGCCCUUUUUCGCAAUAUUCCUUUGGCAACGGGAUUCGUCCCCUCAAAUUGGCGCAACUUGAUGAAUUUUGCAAUUGAGAAAAAGGCAGGCGACUUCCGGCUGUCGAAAAUGCGUACUAUUCAGUUAAUGAAUUCGGAGGCACAGGCGAACAACAAAAAAGCGGGUCGGGCGGCCAUGCAAUAUGCCGAGGAACACUCCUUGAUUCCGGACGGACAGUGCGGUUCUCGGAAACGUCACCAGGCCAUUGAUCUGGCCCUGUCCAAACGUCUGGUCUGGGACUUGUUGAUUCUCAAACGACGCGCGGCUGGGUGGAUCUCUAAUGAUGCCAAAUCCUGCUUCAAUCGUAUUGUUCAUUGGGUGGCAAUCAUUACGAUGCUCCGGUUUGGGCUGACAUGGAGGAUCCUAUCUUCCAUGUUUAACAUGCUGUCAUCAGCGACGCAUCGGGUGCGGACAGGCUUUGGCGAUUCAGAACGUACUUUCAAGCCGCCUUCUGUUAUCCCCUUCCAAGGCUGUAGUCAGGGAAAUGGGGCUGGACCCCCUAUAUGGAUCUCUGUGAGCUCCGUUCUCAUUACCAUGAUGGAAGCGAUGGGUUACGGCUUUGACUGCCUCUCAGCACUGGAGUCACAGUUGGUUACAGCCCAAUGCUUCUGCUUUGUCGACGACACUGACGUUAUUGAGGCUGGCAAUACAGUACAUCACUCAGGUGAAGCUAUAUAUGCAUCGGUGCAGGAGGCCGCCACUCUGUGGGCUGGGGGAAUCCGUGCCACUGGCGGUGCGAUCAAUCCUGAGAAGUCCUUUUGGUGGCUCAUUGAUUUCGAGUGGGACUCCCGCACAGGUAAAUGGAAAUUUCGUGGGAAAAAGGCAGUCGCUCCUGACUUUGAACUCCAAAUUCAAGGUCUCUCAGGCGCUACUGAAUCCUUGCGUCGCCUUGAACCAGACGACUCGGAACGCACUUUGGGAGUUAUGCUUUCUCCCUUGGAAAACCUUGAGGCUCACAAGGCUCAGUUGGUUGCUAAAGCCAAGGAUUGGGCAGAACAGCUUCGACCCAACCUGCUUCACAAAUAUGAUGUCCUCCCCCUCAUCAAGUCGACCAUCAUGAAGAAAUUGGAGUAUCCGAUGGCGCUAACAACCCUGGAUGCCCAGCAAUGGACAGACAUUAUGUCUCCGGUACUUCAAGUGUGCCUUCCGAAGGCGGGUGUCUGUCGUAAUUUCCCUGGGGAUGUCGUAUUUGCUCCGUUGUCCUAUCAGGGUCUUGGACUUCCACAUCCGUUUGGUUGUCAAGUGUUUAAGCAUCUUGAGAUGUUGCUCCGACAUAUGGCCAACAGGACCAAAACUGGUGACUAUAUGGAGGCCAACGUCCAAGCCCAUCAACUUGAAACCGGGAUGUCCUUUGGACUCUUGCAACAAGUCUACACCAACACGGCGAUCCUAGCUUCAGACACGUGGAUGAAACGAGUAUGGCAUGAACUCAAAGGUUUGGACAUCUAUGUCGCCUAUGACUCUCCAGCCCUCUCCCAUCGCCGUACGGACGACUCCCUUCUGAUGGAUCUCUUCAUCAACUUGGAGGUUGAACAGGAGGAACUUUUAUGGCUCAAUUGGUGUCGAAUGUUCCUCCAGGUAUGCACAGUGUCUGACAUUGUGACUGCUGAUGGCAGGUUUAUUCGUCGCUCCGCGUGGAAUGGGCUCAGGGAUGAGUGCUGCCGCUCGCCAUACCAAUGGCCAAGGACAGUUCGCCCAACAAGGCAACACUGGGACCUGUGGCAGACCACCUUGUCCAGAGCCCUGCUUGCCUCCAACGGGCCACAUUACCAACUGCAACAGCCCUUGGGGCCAUGGACUGACCGUCUGGAGGACUGGAAUUGGUUACUGUCCCCCACCACAGGCCUUUUCCACCGCCAUGGGGCAACCUGGAAACACUUUUGCUCUGAGGGCUCCCACACCACGUCACGUCGCUACGCACCAGGGCCGUCCCUUCCUUCCUGCCCAUGGUGGACUGCACCGCUUCCUGCUGACGUUCUUCGUGCUACGGUUCACUCCAUCACAGGAUCUGACAGGGUUCUUCUCACCGGUACUGGCCGGGCCUUUGAACCGUCUGCAUGUUCCUUGCUGUUCAGCUGCUUUGGCAACAGCUGA